AUGAAAGCCGCCGUUUUCCGCAACGGAACCGACAAGGAGGAAGAAGAAGAAGACGAAGAAGAAUCAGUCUGUAAUGUCUUCGACGGCGGCGAGAUGAGAGGGGAGAAGAUGGAGACGGAGCUGAUGGUUGAUGUGGUUGAUGAUGAGGUUUUGCCUGAGAAUGCAUUGAGAUCGGUUAAUGCGAUAAAGGCUAGAGAUGCUAUCUCACAUAAUCUAUUGCAUCAUGGACUUGCUGCCCAAUUAGUCGAAAAGGAGGGAAGAGGAGGAAGAGGAGGACUAGGAAGAGGAGGGGGAGGGAGAGGAGGAUGGGGAGGAGGAGGACGGGGAAGGGGAUGGAAGGAGGAUGAGAAAAUUACCGAGAUGAGAGAAAAGAAGAGAUGA
Molecule: messenger RNA, 381 nt
Organism: Eruca vesicaria subsp. sativa (arugula)
Lineage: Eukaryota; Viridiplantae; Streptophyta; Magnoliopsida; Brassicales; Brassicaceae
Source: the annotation of a GenBank genome assembly